CAUUCGUUGGAUGCAAUGGCGCCUAAAAGCAGAAGCUAUCAAGUUUCUGCAACCCCAUUCACAGUAUUUGGACAUUUGUUAUUUAUAGCAGUGGCAACCCUCGUUCUCGUUUGGCUACUCAAGUUCCGAGAAGGCCUGGCUUUUGAAUCUGCUAAUAAAUUUAAGAUUUUCAAUCUGCAUCCACUUCUAAUGGUGAUUGGAUUCAUAUUAAUUGCUGGAGAAGCAAUCAUGGCAUACAAGACAAUCCCAGGAAGAAGAGACGCGCAAGUGCAACGGGUAGUUCAUCUCACUUUGCAAACCAUUGCUCUUGGUUCUGGGAUCUUGGGGAUUGUUGCAGUUUUCAAGUUCCAGGAUGAGGCCGAAAUUCCUGACAUGUUUACCUUACAUUCUUGGCUAGGCAUGAUUGCCAUCUGCUUGUUUGGUUUGCAGUGGUUGCUUGGUUUCUUCUCCUUUGUGUUUCCUCGUGCAGAGUCAUAUUCAAGAGCAGGAUACAAGCCAUGGCACAUUUUUGGUGGCUUAGUUAUCUUCUUCUUAGCAAUUGCCACAGCUGAGAUGGGAUUGUUACACAAAUUCCUUCUAUUAUGGCUUUUUCGCAGCCAAGAAGCACUCAUUGUCAACUUCAUUGGAUUGUUGCUGUUUCUAUUUGCAGUGGCUGUUGGCCUCAGCGUUGUCCUGCCUCGAGAUUAUUGAUGGAAAUAACUCACAUACUAGCUCGGAGAAAAUCUUGAAAAUUUAUUGAAGAAUUAUUACUUUCGAUUUAUGGAAA
Theobroma umbraticum is the source of this 766-nucleotide messenger RNA. Its product is annotated as putative ascorbate-specific transmembrane electron transporter 1. Gene Ontology annotation, molecular function: oxidoreductase activity. The record is from RefSeq and is a predicted model, not a curated record. Lineage: Eukaryota; Viridiplantae; Streptophyta; Magnoliopsida; Malvales; Malvaceae.